Messenger RNA from Lachancea meyersii CBS 8951, 1584 nucleotides. NCBI's taxonomy places the organism in Eukaryota, Fungi, Ascomycota, Saccharomycetes, Saccharomycetales, Saccharomycetaceae. The record is from the annotation of a GenBank genome assembly.
AUGACCAGAUCUGGUCCAGAUACAACCACUUCGCUGGAAGAUGGUGUCAGCGGUGUACAACUGAAGAACUUGCCUAAUUUGACAGAGGUUCCAAAAGAUAAUCUUGAAGACCCUUUGAAGAAGAUUCUUGAGAAAGCAAUAGCCGUUCAGCUAAAAACUAUCAAAGAUGAUGUCCCUGUCUCGCAGCUGGCGUUUGAAAAUCUCGUUCUUCUCGUGGAAGAAGCCCUCACUGGGAUGCUAGUCAAUUUGCAUAAGAUCGCAAACAUUCAAAGACGACAUUGUAUAUCUAAAAAAGACCUACUUCUGGUAAUUGACGGUUACAAGCUGACAUGUGCGGAUCUCAUGGUGGAAUGCGAAAGGUCUCGAUUUGUACGGUCGCUGUGUCCGAACAAGGUCCAGAAAGUUGCACAAGAAGGUACUGAAAUUCUACAAAAAGAGAAAACACCAGCGCCAAAGGAAGAGCUACUACGAUCUUCACAUCCCGAGUUUUUCGACAAAGGUACGGGGAUUUUGAAACUGGUACCGCCAUCUGUGAAGGAUGUCAGGCAUGUACCUAAAUGGCUGCCCGAGUUUCCACCAGAUCACACGUAUAGAUUCACUCCAUUGUACAACAAACCUAUAACAGAUGAAAGGCAAAUGAAACGAAAACUAGCCGAAGAGUCCGAUCUUGCUGAGAAGGCGUUGAUAAAUUUUUCCCGUCUCACGAAUGAAGAGUCGCAUUUGCGUGUUGUGGACAACAGCGAGAUGUUUCAAGAGAGCCAAGAGGAGACGCAGCUCAUCUUCAAACCAGCCAAAAAAUUGCGGACUUCAAGCGUUAAUAAGGUGAAUGAUCUACUCAGGACACUGCCGCAAGACCACUACAAUGUUGAGGAGUACGCUCGUAGCAGAGUUGAGAUCACCAGACGACGCGUCAGGGACCAUGAAAGGCACCAACUACAGAUUCAGAAAGGACCUUUCAUUAGAGCAUCGCACCUGCUUUCUCCCUUUUCAAAAGAGCGAGUAAAUUGCAAAGUUGCAGAGAAAGAAGUACAGUCGCUCUUGCACCGUAGCUAUAUCGGUUUACUGAAAAUGGCACCACUUGUGAAAGAGCAAAGAGCGAAGGAAGUCGCGUUAGCUGAAGAAAACAGACGCCAGAAGGAAGAGGCUCUGAGGAAAGAACGUGAGGAGAGGAACAAAAUGUCAAAAGAAUUUGACGAGCUGGACUUGAACAAUUUGAACGAGGACCCUUUCUUUGGUGGUCUGGGAAGUAGCGAUAGCGAAGUUGAGCCUGAAGAACAACCAAUAGAUGGACCUGCUUCUACCCAGGCUUUGGAAAAACCCGAAAACGAAACAUUCGACCCAACUGGAGACAAGACCGAAACGGACGGUGAGAAACAGAAGGAAAGUGAGAACACUAUGGCACCCAAAAAUACCUCUGAUGUGACAACAGACCUCAGCCCAGUCCGUGCAGAACACGAAAAUGCAUUCCCUGGGAGCAAGUCUGACGGGGAGGAUAAACAGACUCAAGAUACAACUGACAUUAAAAAGGAAGCGGCACCAUUCGCCGAAAACGAGAAGUCUAGGACGGACGACAUUGUUCUGUAA